UGUAUCAGUAGGGCAGCGCUCUCCCCUGCACAUGCAGAGCGCACAUGCAGAGUGGCUUUUACUGAAACACAGAGCCUGCCACGGUUGAAUAAGCGCAUCAAACUCUCCCUCCGCUCCAGAUCCCCGCCAAUGAAAACGCACAAAGGCGUGAAGGAGAGAGAGAGAGAGAGAAGAGAGAGAGAGGUAGCAAAAGGGACACCGCGAGAAACAGAGAGUGAGCCAAAUCCCACACAGACACAACAGAAGUUGAGAGAAGGGACAUCCGGUCACAUUUCCUAUACUCACCUGCAAACGUGAGUGGAGCGGGUGUUUGUACCAGUGGGUGUGUGUGUGUGUGUGUGUGUGUGUGUGUGUGUCACUGACACUGCUGACUCUACUCUGCUGGAAUUCGUUGAGAAUCUUUUGAAUCUCUGCUGGUGCACCAUCACACGCACUCGAGCAGCGGCGCAGUACUCCUGAGCACAGAAAGGCGUCCAGGUAUCUUUGAGGAGACCAGCCUGUACAACUCACCUCUGUCAGAUCACAUCUGAGCACCAGGAGAGACGACGCUCUUCCAUUUACCGAGGGACAACUUUUACGCGCAUUUGGAGACAUUUCGAUCACUUCUUCCGAUUUUUGUCCCCCGUGAAGCAGGUGCUUUAUGCAGCUGUUUGUUGACUUUCUCGCCCGACUUCAAACUACUUUUGCUCCAGUUUAGUGACAUUCACGGACGUCUGUCUUGAAGGCUGCUUAAAGAGAACGACAUCCUCAAGAGAAAUGGAUAACAGCUCUGGUGGUGGAGUCAUCCUGUAUGCAGGCUCCUCUGGCAGUUCAAGCCCCAGCCCCGGCAGCCCCUCCAGUGGGUACCAGACACAGUCCCCUUCUUCACACUCCCAGCCCUCAUCUCCAGAGGAGGUUACCUUCACAGAGAUUGGGGUGUUUAAACAGGGGGCAGCUGGGUGCACUACCUCUUCCACUAAACUGAUAUUCCAGUUCCCAGAGGUCUACGGUGCCCCCCCAGCGGCAGCCACUCCACAACACACCUAUGCACACCCCAUCGCAGGAAAGAGGCCAUGCGGGUUCACAGGAACUUUCACAAAGACAGGUGGAAUGGUUCUGCUUUGCAAAGUCUGUGGGGACAUUGCAUCUGGUUUCCACUAUGGAGUGCAUGCAUGUGAGGGUUGCAAGGGUUUUUUCCGCCGUAGCAUCCAGCAGAACAUCAACUACAAGAUGUGUGUCAAGAAUGAGAAAUGUCUGAUCAUGCGCAUGAACCGCAACCGGUGCCAGCACUGCCGCUUCAAGAAAUGCCUCUCUGUUGGCAUGUCAAGAGAUGCUGUGCGUUUUGGCCGCAUCCCCAAGAGAGAGAAGCAGCGACUUCUGGAUGAGAUGCAGAGCUACAUGAACAGCCUAAAUGAAUCGGAAAUGGACUCGCCUUCAGUGGGGGAAAAUCCAAGCAGCACAGAGGAAGGCGACUCGAAAGAGGCCAUUGGGGCUAUCUCAAGAGCUUACUGCGAUAUCUUCACCAGCCGCAACAGCCAAGAGAGAGCAGCCAUGACGGCUAACAUCGCUUCCAACAAUAACACAUCUCCCUUUUCUCAGGAUGCCAGUUUUACCCAAGUCUCCGCUCACCCCACCUCCGCCCAGAAUUAUCAGUCUUGCCCUGUUGCGUCUGCUACUCCAUGCCCAGUUGCCCCUAAUGACAACCAACCUACAUUCCUCAAUGUGGACAACGAUCGCUACACCUACUUAGUGUCAACAAAUCAGAAUCAUGAUCAGUCUAACAGUAUAACCUCUCAAAAAGGCAGCUCUGCCGAUCAUAACACUUUUUGCAAUGCAGGAAGUACCCAAAAUCAGCCCACCUGCCCAUGGAAAUUAGCACCAGGAGCUAAAGUGCUGGCCUGUCCUCUCAAUGCGUGGCCUGUAUCAGGGGCAGAGCGCACGAGUCAGGAGAUAUGGGAAUCCUUCUCGCAGUGUUUCACUCCUGCUGUCAAGGAGGUGGUAGAGUUUGCCAAGGGCAUCCCAGGAUUUCAGGAGCUUUGCCAACAAGACCAGGUCAUGCUGCUCAAAUCGGGCACCUUCCAGGUUCUGAUGGUUAGGUUCUGCACCUUGUUCAAUGCUGAGGCGCAUACAGUGACUUUCCUGAACGGCCAAACUUACCCCCUGUCCACGCUGCGGGCCUUGGGCAUGGGCUCUCUGCUGGACGCAAUGUUUGACUUCAGUGAGAAGCUGAGUUCCUUGGGGCUAGAGCCUGAUGAAAUGGCUCUCUUUAUGGCUGUGGUGCUGGUCUCUGCAGAUCGUUCUGGCAUCACAGACAUGCAGGCCGUGGAGCAGCUACAGGAAGGUCUGAUCCGUGCCCUGCGGUCACUGAUCACUCGCCGCCGCCCAGAUGACACCAGUCUCUUCCCAAAACUCCUCCUGCGCCUGCCCGACCUGCGCACCCUGAACAGUCUGCACUCCGACAAACUGUUGGCCUUUCGCAUCGACCCUUGAGCAGGCCUUAGUUCUUGGAGCACACAGCCACAAACUGUUUUACAGAUAAAUACACACACACACACACACACACACACACACACACACACACACACACACACACACACACACACACACACACACACACACACACACACACACACACACACACACACACACACACACAGAUGUUAUCUUCCAAUGACAGGACUUCCGUGAACAUUGAGUAAAAAAGGAAUUGUGCAAUCUGAGGAGUGGUUUUCAAAAGGAUAAAUGAGUGCAGUAGUCAACAUAUUUUUGAAUCACUAUUGAUCUUCAUGCUAUGUUUUGGGACAAAUAAAAAUACAAACUCACGUAUUCACAUAAACCUCAACACCUUUUGAGAGACAUUGUUCCAUAAAGAAUAAAAUAAUGGUCAUGUAGAUUUAGAAUUACCCUUUUGUGCACUUGCUCAUUAUAUCCAGUCUACUUAAGAAUAUCGACAGGCAGCAGCUUAAAGACAGUUAUUAUUGUGGACCAUUAGAGAUGAUUGACAACGUCUGUGUUUCAGAGAAAGGGAACCUGUAUAUAAUACAUAGAAAAAUCUGAAAUGUUAAGGUAAUUAUGGAUCACUGUUUCACAAACAUAACAUCUGUAUGAGUACUGGAAUGAGACCACUAUUUCACACAAUAUGAUGCAUUCUUUCUCUUAAUAUUUUUGACUGAUCUUCCAGAAAAAAAUAUAUGCCAAGUCAAUGGCAUUUUAUUUUAUCUCUCAAAAACAUUGUCUAUGUCAUUAUGUUGUAAGACAGCUGGACUGAUUGAGACGCCUAAUGCAUGUUGGGUUUUGUAGUUCCUUUGUUUAUUUUCAUUGCUGUAAAUAGUAUGUUACCUAAUGUUUAUGUAUCAUUGACUGAAUUGAUGAGAUGGAUCGGACAGAUGAGUUCGGUGUCAAGAAGAACGUACGGUCCUUCCUGCAAUUGGUGGGGGUUUGGCUAUGCCAAGGGGGCUUUGCAAAGGCGAAUAUGUAGUAGGGAUUCUCAGACGGCUUAGACGCAAUUCCUGCUAUCAGAUGAUGUAACCAACCAGCAUAAUCCCUGAAUUCACCAGCACUCACUCCACAUGCACCCUUCCUCUGCCCCAAAUGUUUGUCAUACAAACACAAGAGAUAUUUUUGGGUGAGAGAUCUUAUUUGAUUGGUCUUCUCACUGUUUGCUUGUUUGAUUGUGGCUGAUUGAGCACAUCUUGUACAUUUUGUAAA
This is a messenger RNA of Anoplopoma fimbria (sablefish), 3687 nucleotides long. It is a transcript of the gene nr1d4a, whose product is annotated as nuclear receptor subfamily 1, group D, member 4a. Gene Ontology annotation, molecular function: zinc ion binding; RNA polymerase II cis-regulatory region sequence-specific DNA binding; nuclear receptor activity. The record is from RefSeq and is a predicted model, not a curated record. The transcript is spliced from 8 exons. Lineage: Eukaryota; Metazoa; Chordata; Actinopteri; Perciformes; Anoplopomatidae. Gene Ontology annotation, biological process: positive regulation of transcription by RNA polymerase II; cell differentiation; negative regulation of transcription by RNA polymerase II. Bases 757 to 2469 code for a protein of 570 amino acids.